AUGUCGCACAGCGCUCCCCCGCAGCACCCGCAACCAUCUUCGUCCUCCCAACCCAACGAACUAGUUCUAUCCCCGGCGCUCUCAAAGCGUCUCACAUCACUAGGGAAGGUCCUAGACGAUCUUGAAGCCCGGAUCAAGACCUCCCAGCACAAGCACGUCGAGCUGCAGAAUCGGUAUGGAGAGGUCGCCUUCGAACUGGGCCGAGUUCGCGACCCAAAACAAUACGCCGAUCUCGUCGCCGAACUGAACGAGCUCGAAGCAAGGCUGCUCAGCUCUGAGCGGGAGGGUACAAAGGCGCAGGAGAUAUUGGACGAGCGCAUGCUUGAUUGGAGGAUGCUUAUGGCGGAGUUGAUGAGGGAUCUCAAUGCAGGGAGUCGAGAGGAUGAGCGGGGCGCUGUGGAGAGGUAUAGACGCGAGCACGGUAGCAUUGGGCGGCGGUUUAGGGCGGCGGUUAAAUCGGGGAAGGGGCCUGAGCGUUGGAUAUAA
Peniophora sp. CBMAI 1063 is the source of this 486-nucleotide messenger RNA. NCBI's taxonomy places the organism in Eukaryota, Fungi, Basidiomycota, Agaricomycetes, Russulales, Peniophoraceae. The record is from the annotation of a GenBank genome assembly.